UUUUUUUAGAAAAAAAAGAAAUGAAAAAACCACUUGCUACAACAAAAAAAGCAAAACGUCAACGUAUUAAAACUCAAAGAAAAUUUUCAAAAUCGGCAAGACGUGGAAAAUUGAGAAAAUAUGCAAAGGAUAAAAUAAUUGAAGUUCGGCAAGCGAGGCAGAGUAAAAGUAAUGGAAGAUUCGACAAGAUUCGAAAUGAUUGGCUACGUGAUAGAGAAAUGCGUCAAAAUGAUUCUGAUUCGAAUUAUAGCGAUAAUGAAGAAGAGGAAUACAAAGAAGUAGUUAAACAACAAAAGGAAGAGGAAGAAGAUGAAAAUGAGGAGAUGGAUUUGGAAGAAAUUAAAAAACAUUUUUUAUCAUUUGGAGGUUUUGAAGAAGAAAAAGAAAUGUUAUUACCUAUUAAAAUUGGUGGAAAAUUAAUUAAUAGAGUUAAAAUGGAUGUUGAAGAAGAGGAGAAUGAGGAAGAUGGUGAAGUUGAAGAGAAAAUGGAAUUAAAUAUGGAUGAAGUGGAGAAGGAACAGGGAAAAGCUUCACUUCCAAAUUUAACAAAUUUGGAUGAUCAACAAUUGAAAGAACUUUAUACAAAAUUAAUAGAAGAAGCAAAAUUAAAAAUUGCAACAAAUGCAGAACUAAUAAUUGCUGAUCCAAAUGAAAACAUUUCAAAAUUUCGUAUUUUAUUAAAAAUGGCUUUUGGAGAAGACUUGACACCUUUAAUCCGUGAAGAUGUUCAAAAACUUGCGACAGCUACUUUAUCUGAAGUUUUUAUUAAUAUAUUGCCUGGAUAUAGAUUACAUACUUUAACGGAUGUUGAAAAAGGACAAAAAAUGAAGAAGGAAACUAAAAGAUUAGCAUCAUUUGAACAAUUAUUGCUUCAAUAUUAUGUCAAAUAUCUCAAAUUUUGUGAAAAAACUGCUAAUAAAUUAUUUUCAACAAAAAAUGACCACUCAAACAAUUUGUCAUUUUCUGCUCAAUUUGGAAUUUUAUGUGGAAAAUGUUUGUGUCUUUUAUUAGAAAAAUGUUCACAUUUUAAUUAUGCUUCAAAUAUAAUUUCUUGUUUGGCAAGACUAAGUCUUUGUAAAUGUAAAAAUUUAAUUCUUUUUUAUUUAUCCCAUUUUUUCUUCGCUUCAAACCAGGAGAGAUAUUAAAUCACCUUGUGUGUGGAUCAGGGGUCGGGUGGGUUGAUUGCAAUAAGAUUUUUUUAAUCAAUUCCCAUUCCAGUUGAUUCCAAUAAAUUCCAAUUCCACUAAUUUCCAAUUCCAAUAAGCUUGAAGGAAAUAUAG
Meloidogyne enterolobii is the source of this 1280-nucleotide messenger RNA. NCBI's taxonomy places the organism in Eukaryota, Metazoa, Nematoda, Chromadorea, Rhabditida, Meloidogynidae. The record is from the annotation of a GenBank genome assembly.